Molecule: messenger RNA, 882 nt
Organism: Cataglyphis hispanica
Lineage: Eukaryota; Metazoa; Arthropoda; Insecta; Hymenoptera; Formicidae
Exons: 3
Coding region: 1-882 (293 amino acids)
Source: RefSeq, a predicted model, not a curated record
AUGAACGCAACGGACGUCCGCUUUAAAAGAUGGACCCCCGCGGUGCCACAAAAAGCACCGGACAACAUCGUGUCGUCGAGCUACACGACGACGAGAGCAUUCGUGCCGUCGUAUGAAAAGUAUGAAUAUUUGUAUGCACUUAAUAGAGAAAUGCAGCCUCGUAUCGAACAAUUACUCUCGAACGAAUAUCAGCGUAUUUGGUGGAAGGAGAAACAGGCCUGGGACAAGACCAUAACUGCCCGAAAAAUUCUAACUAAAAAAAUACUACCUCGUAUGAUGGUUAAAAAAAAAGUACCUACAUGCGUGACCGUCAAAUAUCCAAGAGCGGGACGAUCGAGAGGAAGAAGGAACGAAGAUUUUAAAAAGAAGUCUGAUUUGAAAAAUGACGAAGAAAUCAGCUCUGCAAAACGAAACGACAAUACAAAAUUAGAAGAACAUGAAAAAAAUGUAUUAGAAGAAUGUGAGGAAAUGAAAUCUGAGAAAUUCGAGGAAACGGAAUUACAUAGAGAACAUGAAGAAGCAAAAUCGAAAAAAUCCGAGGACACUAAAUCAGAGAAAUUCGAAGGAACUAAAUCUGAAAAAUUCGAGGAAACUAAAUCAGAGAAAAUCGAGGAAACUAAAUCAGAGAAAUCAGAGAAAUCCGAAGAAACGAGAUUAGAAAAAUAUGAAGGAGUAGAAGAAGACAAACACGAGGAAACUAAAUCGGAGAAAUCCGACGGAACGAGAUUAGAAAAACAUGAAGAGAGAGAAGGAGAGUUAUACGAGAAGGCGAAAUCAGAAAAAUAUGAAGAAACAAAAUUAGAAAAAUUCGAAGAAACAAAACCAGAAGAACACGAGGAAACACAGCAAGAAAAUAACAAAGAUAUAAAAAAAGAAAAAUAA